Molecule: messenger RNA, 927 nt
Organism: Sebastes umbrosus (honeycomb rockfish)
Lineage: Eukaryota; Metazoa; Chordata; Actinopteri; Perciformes; Sebastidae
Product: olfactory receptor-like protein DTMT
Exons: 1
Coding region: 1-927 (308 amino acids)
Biological process (GO): G protein-coupled receptor signaling pathway
Cellular component (GO): membrane
Molecular function (GO): G protein-coupled receptor activity; olfactory receptor activity
Source: RefSeq, a predicted model, not a curated record
AUGGACGAUGAGUUGAAUUCAACAUAUAUAACUCUUGGUGGGCAUGUGGAAGUUAAGAAAUACAGAUAUGUUUAUUUUUUGGUUAUAUUCACAGUAUAUAUUCUAAUAAUAUGCAGUAAUUCUACUAUUCUGUACCUUAUCUUUAUACACAAGAAUCUCCAUGAGCCUAUGUACAUUUUCAUUGCAGCUUUAUUACUGAACUCGGUUGUUUUAAGCACUGCUAUUUACCCAAAGCUUUUGGUUGACAUUUUAUCUGAAAAACAGAUCAUAUCAUAUUCAGCCUGUCUCUUUCAAUUUUAUAUAGUUUAUGCUGUAGCCAGUUCAGAAUUCUUCCUGUUGUCAGCCAUGGCCUAUGACAGGUAUGUGUCUAUAUGUAAACCUCUGCAAUAUCCAACUAUCAUGACAAAAAACACGGUGAGUAUUUUCCUGUUUUUUGCUUGGCUUCUGCCUGCUUGUCAUACUGUACUCCCAAUAAUACUGAGUGCUGAAACUAAACUGUGUAGCUUAACUUUAAAAGGAAUAUUUUGUAGCAAUGCAAUUUAUAAACUUCAAUGUGUAAGUUCAAGAGUAAUUACUAUAUAUGGUGUUGUUGGUUUAUUAGAUCUUGCAAUUCUGCCUAUGCUCUUCAUUAUUUUUACAUACACAAAAAUACUUAUAAUAACCCAUCGAAGUUGCAGAGAAGUCAGGAAAAAAGCAGCAGAGACCUGUUUACCUCACCUGUUGGUUUUAAUCAGCUUUUCCUGUUUGUGUGCAUAUGAUAUCGCGAUAGCUCGACUGGGAUCUAAUUUUCCAACAAUUGUGAAUUCCAUAAUGACAUUACAAAUGGCUUUGUAUCAUCCUCUCUUUAAUCCAAUUAUAUACGGACUAAAAAUGAAAGAAAUCUCUAAACACCUGAAGAGGUUGUUCUGUCAAGCCAAACUGGUCUAA